UAUUCCUCUCUUUCACUCUCUCUUUGCGUUGAAAGAGGGACAUACUGUCUUAAAUGGAGAACUAUCAAUACCCAGCAUCGUACCCAGAUUCCGGCGACUCGUCGCCGCGGUCGAGGGAGAUCGACUUCGAGAAUCCGACGCCAUGGGAGGACCAGCAGAGUCCACACAACUACAAAGCCAAGUUCCUCUGCAGCUACGGCGGGAAGAUCCAGCCACGCACCCACGACAACCAGCUCUCCUACGUCGGCGGCGACACCAAGAUCCUCGCCGUCGACCGGAACACCAAGUUCCCAACGUUCCUCUCCAAGCUCGCCGCCCUCUGCGACGCUGCACCGCAAGAGCUCACCUUCAAGUACCAGCUCCCCGGCGAGGAUCUCGACGCCCUCAUCUCCGUCACCAACGACGACGACCUCGAGCACUUGAUGCAUGAGUACGAUCGCCUCUAUCGGCCUGCUUCGAAACCCGUCAGGAUGAGGCUCUUCCUCUUCUCUGCACCGAAUCCGGGUCCUCUAUCUCAACAACCCGACCCGCUUAAGCCACAACCCAACGUUGACUUCCUCUUUGGCCUCGAGAAGGGCGUCGUUCCUCCGCCUCAGCCUCCCUCCUUCGCCGCCGUCAAGUUCCACGAUCCCGUGCCGGACCCCGUCGCGCUGAAUCCAGAGUACCAGCCCCGUGUACCCGUUUCUGAUCGGGUUAUCGGGUCGGAUAAUGUCAACCCCAUCGAGAUUCAGAGGCAGUUUCAGCGGUUGCAGGUUGGGGAGAGUGAUUAUCGGAGGAGAAGUGAAGAUGGGUACGCCGGAGGUUAUGCUGCCGCGGCCGUGGCUUCCUCCGGCGGCGGAGGCGCAGGGGAGUAUUACUCGCAGAAGAUGCCGGAGAAAAUCCCGCCGGCGAACUUGCAAAAUCCUGGUGGUUACUGGCCGGAGAAGCAGUUUCCCGGAGAGGCUUUCCAGACGGCUGCCGGAGGAGGAGACCAGCCGGUUUACCUGAUUCAGACGCAGGCGCCGGGAACGUUCUAUCACGCGCCGGUGAUGCGUCCUCCGACGACGCAAGGGUACUACGCGGUGCAGAGAAUGGCUUCUGAUGGCUACCGGGAACAGCCGGUGUAUGGCGGCAUGCCGCCGCAGAAUGUGGGGUUCUCGUCUGCGGGUCCGGCGAGCUUGGCACCGGCGCAGCAGGUUAAGCCGUCGGGCUAUGCGGAGGGGUAUGGCGUGGUUAGGCCAACUGGGGUGUCGGAUAAUGUCGGUGGUGGUGCGUACGCGCAAGUGGCGUAUGAUAGUGCAAGUGGGAGACAGGUUUACUAUACUGCGCAGGGUGGGGUUGUACACGCGCCACCGUAUCAAGGAGUGGUGAAUGCUGACGUGAGACAGGUUUCGUUGGGGCAGGAUGGUAAAGUGGUAAACAAGGUUUCCCAAGGAUCUGUGUGAUUAUUGUUGUGAUUAUUAUUAUAUGUUAAUUUUGAAAUAAAAUAUGGUUUGCUUUUUUAAUA
Molecule: messenger RNA, 1486 nt
Organism: Lotus japonicus
Lineage: Eukaryota; Viridiplantae; Streptophyta; Magnoliopsida; Fabales; Fabaceae
Exons: 1
Coding region: 54-1424 (456 amino acids)
Molecular function (GO): protein binding
Source: RefSeq, a predicted model, not a curated record